This is a messenger RNA of Blastomyces dermatitidis ER-3, 6537 nucleotides long. RefSeq names its product MFS transporter. Gene Ontology annotation, biological process: transmembrane transport. Gene Ontology annotation, cellular component: membrane. The transcript has 13 exons. Gene Ontology annotation, molecular function: transmembrane transporter activity. NCBI's taxonomy places the organism in Eukaryota, Fungi, Ascomycota, Eurotiomycetes, Onygenales, Ajellomycetaceae. The record is from RefSeq and is a predicted model, not a curated record. The coding region runs from base 4350 to 5834 and encodes 494 amino acids.
CACCACCACCUCCACCACCACCACCUCCACCACCACCACCACCACAACAACAACAACAACACAAGGAGAAAAAGGAUCUAAUUCGGAUUUUGCCUUCUUUCUUUCUUUCUCUCUUGACCGCUAAAGAACAACAAUAAUAAUGGGAAUUGCCCAUCAUCGCAGUCGCCUCAGGACACGAAAGGCCACGAAAACGACAGAAACCGCAGCCCCAGCGCGAUCUUGCCCUGCAACUAACAAUAAACUUCGCCCUGGAGCGAGCGUGGAGAACAAAUCCACGAUAGCGGGCAGCAAUGAUGGGGCUUACAGUACAGAUUACCGUACUCCGUACAGUCCAGCACUCUCCUGAGCGAUGUGCCCUAAAAGUUCCUAAAAAUCCCUUUACGCAACUACAAACCUGAUUCUGCACGACAUUACAGGGAUCGAAACAGCCAGAUUUCAGCUCUCCUUGUAGUAGACGCCGGCGGUUGGGGUUAAAAACAUUUCGGCAACUCCUCAAAGCAGUCUCCCAUUCUGCUUGAAUUUUUUUUUUUUUUUUUAUCUGCCUUCAAGAAUACAGAUCAUGAAAUGGGAGCUAUUUUCCAUUCUCAGCACCAGCAGAAGCCAUCUUGAAAGGAAUAGGGCAGAAUUCUACGCGGAAUUUGUCCCUUGGACGGUCAGAUCUUGUUGCCCGAGACGAUACAGGGAUAACUACAUGGAGAAAGUCCGAAUAGUUUGCCCGCGCUAACGCCUUCUGUGGCUGAGAAUAUUGGAAAGGACAACAGCUGUCAAAAUUACGCCAUGUCGAUGCAGUUUUUAUCUUAGCAUUUGAAAACUACGUCGUCUCCAGACUACUCCGUACAGCGAUUCUCGAUCGUCACCGUGUGGCGAGCUCAGUCCGGAUGGCCAUGCAGUAGGCAGUAAGAGCUGCAGGCAUUUACAGACGCAGCCAAAUCACCCUGUUUGAUAUCCCCACGUUCGUGCAUAACUAGGCGACCCGGCCGAGGCAAAAGAAAUUCCGUGUGGAGCUGGAAUCAGAUCUCAUUCUCCGCAUCUCAUAAUAACACUUUAUCGUGGGAGUUUUCGCCACCUCAAAAUACUUCUGGGGUCAAAAGAGGCCACACUAUGGAGUACAUAGCUUAUAACCGUAUACGACGGUGUUUUUGGAUAACCCCGCCCCAAAAGAGACCAUGAUGCGAUUAUCAGUACUCUUCCAGCCAGCGCUCAUCCCGGGAAAAAGUAGGGAAACUCAAUUUCGGAUCUAGUCGGAGUGGACAGUCACAUGUUAAGGUUGGCGAUGUGUGAUCAGAUUAAUUGAUGGUGAAGAUCGAAAGUGCACGCAGGCCUCCAUCAUUGUGGCAUGCAGGAUGAUGGGUGCCAGCAGCCAGCAGAUCUCUGAAGAUAUGGGAUCCUUCUUAUAAGUGUUGCGAUUUGCUAUGAACACGUCAAUCUACAUGCUUGGCUAGCUUCGUGGCACGGGCAUGAGCAAAUCCACGCCCGUCUGAAUGUCUCAUUCACAAAACCUCAUUUUUCAACCAAAUCAACUGCCCAAUGAGCCGCCAAGAAAACUGAAAACUGGUGAGACCCGAUUUUGUGAUGACACUCUUCUUGUAACAAUCCCAGCCAGUUCCCCGCCGUUCAAGGCUCUGUUAAAAUUGAAAAUAUUUGGGGUUCCUCAAACAAACACCACUCCGAUUUUUCAUAAUCCCUUUGCUUCCUUGUUGUCAUGGCGUGCGUCCUGCUUCAAUAAUUCAAUCAAAUUCGGCGACCAUUGAAAAUUCCAAUAUGAACAGGAACAAAGAUUCAUUCCGAAAGCUAAAACGUUCAAUCGGACUGGAUCGUUUUCUAUGCGCUGCCAUUCGUCAUCCUCCUGGGACCUGGUCUUGCUGGAUCGAUCGUGAACUUGCUGGUGAUUCUCGCCAAAUCGCUACCGCUAAGGGUACGAACGACUAGUAAUUAAUUUUCCUUUUUCUAGCUCCAUACCAAAAACGCUAGUAGCACAAGCUAGUCAAACACCAAGCGAUUCAGCGAUCCAAGCCUGGCUGAGCUGGAAGCUGGCGACUUGGCAAGAGAAGGAGGAACGGAUGGGAAGGAAAAUGUGAUGGACACGAACGAAGCAAAUUGGGACUUUUUUUUUUUUUUUUUUUUUUUUUUUUUUUUUUUUUUUUUUGGAUUGUGUGGCUGAUGACCGUGUUCGGGCUCUGACGGAUAUUGUUCGAACAAGAACGAGGCUGGUGAAAGCUGGCUGAGUCGAGAAUGGUGGCUGUUGUCUCUGGGUUUGCGUGUUCCCUUGUUCUGUGGAACGCUCCAGCUCGGAAUAUACAGCUAUGGAGAAAAUAACUCAUCAUAAAGCUGUUGUUUCCUGUGUUUCUGUGGUAAGUAGAUAACCCGACCAAAAUGUAUCAUUUUCGUUAUCCCUUUCUUUUCCCUUUUUGUUUCACCGUUUCAAGAACCGCUAGACAUAAAUGAACGUCCCCCGAAGGGCUUGGGAGCGGUUUCACGUCUUUCUCGACUUGUGACCAAUAGUGACAAGGUAAGGAGCCUUAGGAAUGUCGAGGAACAAAGCUUCCAGGGCUGCCUUUAUUCGUAUGGGCAAGAUGAAAGUGACAAUGAGGAAGAAGAACCAUAUCUUGUCUUGCUUCCAAAACGGUCUUAGCCAUGUCAGCUUCGGGGACAGGUCUGGGCAAAAAGUGAGAUGUCCCGCGGCAGUAAGGUUCGAAGCAAGCCCGCUGCGGAUGAACCACGGUGUUGGGACUUGGCUGCUUGGCUGCGCAAACGAACCGUCGCUCGUACCAAGAGGCUAGAAGAAGGAAGAAUGAUCAUUAGCAACAGGUACGGAGUUGAAAUCAAGAUCCAAAGAGGAUGAGCCCCGCGGCUAAGAUAGAGUGAUCUCCUUUUUGUCCGUCCGAUCGAUCACUCUUUCUUCGGAAGGGCGUCUAGUGUUUCCCCAUGGCUAAAGAUAGAUGUGUAAACCAGACGAAAAAUGACAUGAAUUUGCACACAAAUGUCCACAAGGGACAACCUUCUUCCAAAGAAAAAGAGAGAGAAAGAGAGCGAAAGAAAGAGAGAAAGAAAGAAAGAGCAGGAUAAAUCCCAGGGGGUAGUUACUCAAAGAAGUUAUCACUGAAAGAAGCCAUCCUCUCAUCUUCUCACAACUUGAAAAAAAAAGGAUGUUCGCCGAAACGGAGGUGCGCUUGUUUAUCCAUGUUCCAGGCAGAAGGUCGGGAAAACGGAUGACCUUCCGCGACAUCAAAAAUCAAGCCCUCAUUUGACGCUGCCGAAGGUCCCUCCCGCCUUACAGGGUAUGUUCAGGCAUGCGGGCUAGGACUAGGGGAACCCGCGCGUGGGCGUCUCUGGUGUGGCCUCUAACCCCCAAGAUAGUGUGAUUUGGCCUCGAACUCGGGGUUGAACCAACCGCCAAGUACACAUAACUAACGUACGGAGCACAAAACAAGGGUUUGAAGAGGAUUUCCUCGUAUGCAGAGCUCGCAUUCUAGGCGGGACAAGGUGACUUGCGCCGAAAUCACCAAAUCUUCCAGAAAAGGAUCCAUUGGGUGAGUACCUCAUUCAGCUCAUACUGAUAGAUUAUACACAUUCAGGAGCGCUGUUUGCCUCACCCAUUCUCAGCGGAGCAAAAGCGUAUGAGACUGCCAACCAAAGGAAAUGAUGAGCACCUAGAAAUUAGUCGACCUCAGCAGUUAGAAACCAGGAAGAGUUGUUAUUUAUCCCGGCACACUCUGUAUAGUUCAUCAUUAUGUUUGCUUUGGAUAAUCACCGGCUGUCCACCCGUCCUGUACCACGGUUUCGGUCUCCUUUAACCGGCGGCUGCGCGGUCGCGACAGUUGGGAUUUAUUAGGUGAUUGGUCAACGAAUAGUUUAAGCUUGGGCUACAUAAUAACAAAAAAAUUUAAAAAAAAAACUCAACACGCAGGGAAUUGGUUUACAACCGCGGGGUUCGUAGCGAUGAAGUUUCAGAAUAACGCUCAUCUUAUAGGGAAGGUAUCCAUGCACAAGAAGACACAGGAAGAGCGGUCUCGAGCAGCGCCAACCCCUCAAUUGGUGACUUGCAUUGCAUACCAACCUUGCAAAGACCAGGAACAAUCCAUCCUCAAUUCAUAUACGGAGUACGGAGUACACCCAUGGCAGUGAUGCCGGCGAUGGCUUGAACUUUGUUAUCCCCAGCCGGAGAUGUGGCCAUUUUUAAAUAUGCGCUACGGCGAGGCGCUCUAACUAAGAAAGCCUCUUAUCCCUGACUCUGAGCCUCAGGCUUCUGACGGGGUCGUUAUAUAAAACAGAGCGCCGCAGCCCAUCGCGAUGCAGUGAGACUGGGGAAAAAAAGUCUCCAUUCAGCAUUAAAUUGCUAUUUCGAUGAGAUGCGUCCUCGCCCAGAACAUGAAAUGUAUCGACACCCCACACCACCGCCGCUGGAGGGAUUCAGCGAAAAGCUAGAAGCCGACGAGUUUCCUGUGGCUCCCAUAUCGGAGUUUGAAGAUGAAUUAACACCGGAGGAAGAAAGGAGGCUUGUAUGGAAGAUUGACUGGGCCGUGCUGCCGACUUUGAUGUUGGGGUUCAUGGUGUUGCAACUCGAUCGCGCGAACAUAGGAAAUGCUCUCACAGACUUCUUCUUUCGAGAUGUCGGCAUUACUCAGAACCAAUUCAAUACGGGCCAACUGCUCCUUCCGCUCGCGAUUAUAUUGGUCGAGAUUCCUUGCAACAUAAUUCUAUUCAAGUUGGGUCCACAAAUAUGGAUAGCUGCCCAGAUCUUUGCAUGGGGUACCGUGGCCACCUUACAGGCAUUUCAAAAGGGAUUGGCGGCAUUCUUAAUCACCAGGAUACUACUUGGAAUCUGCGAAGCUGGCUUCGUGCCGGCUAGCCUCUACACCCUUACAACGUGGUAUAAGCGAAGCGAGACUAGCAAGAGAUUUGCCAUAUUUUACAUUGGAAAUUUGUCCGCUGGGGCAGCAAGUGGCUUAAUAGCAUAUGGAAUAUUGCAAAUGAGAGGGAUUCGUGGGCUGGCAGGAUGGCAAUGGCUCUUUAUCUUAGAGGGCCUCCUCACCAUCAUCGUUGGUUUCCUGUUCCUUGCCCUUUUCCCGAAGGACCCAGACAACCCAAUCUCAAUGUUUGGGUAUCGUUAUUUUACCGAGAGGGAAGCCGCAUUUUUAUCCCGAAGAGUCCUUGCGGAUGAUCCUAAGAAAGAGAAGGGAGGAAACUCUAUAUCGCUCAAACAGCUGAAGGGAGCGGUAACGAACUGGAAAAUGUAUCCGCAUCUAUUCGUGACAAUUUCCGGACUGGCACCCAUCUACGUAUUCGGUGCCUAUGCCCCGACCCUGGUAGCAUCCUUUGGUUUCGAAAGGCUAGUAUCAAAUGCUUUGGUAACCAUUGGUUUAUGGGCUCAGCUAUUUUUGAUAGUUCUUUGGGGAUAUGUUGGAGAUAAAACAGGUAGACGUGGAUAUGUCGUUCUAGCAGGCUCGCUGUGCAGCUGGGGAUUUGUUCUCGGGUGCCGAGUACUCGUGUAUUCUCCGGACGGCAACCUGCGAUUUGCACUUCUCACGCUUGCUAUCGCCUUCUGCGCCGUAUGGCAGCCCGUCAAUGCUUCCUGGAUGUCCAUGAAUUGUCGCUCACCAGAAGAACGGUCCAUUGCAAUGGCCUUGUUUACGAUGGCAACGAAUGUAGCUGGCAUUGUUGCCAGCCAUGUCUUCCAGCAAGAAGACCGGCCGCUGUACGUGAUGGGGUGGAACGUGAAUAUUAGCCUGAUUACCGCACAUGUUGUAAUUGUUGUUGGGACGAUAUUACAGUACGUGGUAUUGAAUCGUAAGCAUAAGAAAGCAGGUUCGAUGGGGGAGUUGUAUUCUUAUUAGAAGGAAGCGCCGGCGUGCGGGUUUUUAAUUUUCAUAAGUUCAAAAAAAAAAGUUUGGACUGUACAUUUUGUCCGCUAUUUUUCUCUGAAUGCACUACUUCACUCAAACUUGUAACUCUUUUUAAGAGUUCACUUUUAUGCUUGUCAAUUCAAAUUUCGCGCCAAAGCGACAGCGGUCUGGAAAUUCCGCUGGAGCAGCCCUACCCCCCUCCGGAGAGGAGUUACUUACAGAGCUAAAUGAAGCAUGGAAACAUUUCACAAGGCACCUUUUUUACAACAAGCUUUGAUGUUCUAUUCGUCUGGCACCAAUUUCCAAGCUGCCUUUAGCACUUGCGAUUUUCACGACGCUUUUACUAGGGGAUUAUUCAGAUAGCAGAGAGAGGAAAUGAAGGCACUUCUCAUAUGGGAGAUCAUGGCUGAAUGGGGGCGGCGGGUGUCUAUCGGACGUCAGGCAAGACACAAAAGGGGGGUUGGGGUAAAUGGCUAUUUUCAUUCUCAGUCCGUCUGACCAGAGAAUGUGAUGGCUGCACUGUUUAGAGAAGCGUACCCCGAGACACAGAAUAGGUUUGAGUAGGGAGAAUUCAGAUAAAAUUCCACGGAAUGCUGUACACAUGCAUGUAUGGCAUGAGCAUGGCCAAGUAACUAAUCACUUCAUUCGCCUGUUCCAACGAUGUGACUCUGUUUGACUCAAUGCAAAAUAUGUC